AUGGCACCAGCCACACCUCUCUUCCUGAGCUUCCUAACCGCUUGUACAUUCCUUGACUCCGCUACCGCCCUCUUUCAACAGCGAGCACCGAAGGUCCUUGGUGCUGGGUUCGAAAAAUCAAGAGUUCAGAAGGAUGACACAUCAUUACGACUACUACGGCGUCAAAACCCUGUCGCCGUCGAUGUCGACAAUUAUGACAUUGCGUAUAUCAUCAAUAUCACAAUCGGAACACCACCACAAAAGUUCUCAGUCCAAAUUGAUACCGGCAGCUCAGACCUCUGGGUCCCAUCGGUAGAUUCAGUCACCUGCCAAACGAACCAAGAGGGAUGCCAGACUUUCGGCGCCUUCGACUACUCCUCCUCCUCUUCUGCAAAAACAGUGGCCAAAGAUGCCUUUCAAAUAUCUUACCAAGACAAUAGCGCCGUCACAGGUGACUAUAUCAACGAAACUGUCACAGUGGGCCAGGCAGAGGUUAAGCAAUUGACCAUGGGUCUGGCAACCGACGCCGACCGCGCUCUUGGCAUCCUUGGAAUAGGCUACGGCGCCGGCGAGACCGCAGCAGCCAACGUCGACUCCAGCCUCGUUUACCCAAACAUCGUCCAACAGCUGUCCGACCAAGGCAUAAUCGGCUCCACAGCCUACAGCCUCUGGCUCAACGACCUCGAAUCCCUCAGCGGCAAUAUACUCUUCGGCGGCGUCGACACCGCCAAAUACACCGAGCCCCUCACGGCACUCCCCGUGCAAAAAGGCCCCAACAACACAUUCAUCGACUUCACCAUCGCCCUUACCUCCGUCUCCCUUACCGACGCCGCCAACAAACAAGCCUACAGCGCCCCCAACCUCGCCCUCCCCGUAAUACUCGACUCCGGUACCACCAACACCUACCUCCCCAACGACAUCGCCAACGCCAUCAUCGACGGCGUAGGCGCCAUCAACGACCCAACCCUCGGCCUGAUUGUCCCCUGCGCUCUCUCCGCCUCCCCAGCAAAAUUCACCUUCACAUUCGGCGGCACUGACGGCCCCUCCAUCUCCGUCGAGUUCUCCCAAUUCGUCACCCCAAUAUCCCUCCCAGACGGAAGCACACCCGAAUUCUCCGACAACUCCGGCGACGUGUGCGGGUUCGGCCUUCUCCCCUCCGGCGCCGCGGACGCCCCAAUCCUACUAGGCGACACAUUCCUGCGCUCCGCCUACGUAGUCUACGACCUAGCAAAUAACGAGAUCGCGAUCGCACAGACGAAAUUCAACGCCACGGAUUCGAACAUCGUAGCGAUUGACGGGAAUAAGGACGUACCGGGUGUGACGGCCACGGCGACGCAGGUGGCGGUCACGCAGAGCUUCACGGGCCAUCCGCUCGAGACGGAUGUGAGGACUAAGACUGCGGGGAACGCGAAGCCGACGAAGGGGGGAAGAAGGGGAGCUUUGAUUUGGGGGUCAAGGGCGUGGGAGGAGGGGCGGCAGCGAAUGUGGGGCGUCCGAGUCUUUGGGCGACGGGCGUGGUGUGUGCGUUGUCGUUGGUGGUGGGGAGUGGGUUGGUUUUUGUGCGUUAGAAUGGGGUCGCGUGGUGGGCACGAUUUUGGGGAUGGGGAUGGCAAUGUUGCAGUCACGAGUACAUGA
Bacidia gigantensis is the source of this 1614-nucleotide messenger RNA. RefSeq lists its product as uncharacterized. Gene Ontology annotation, molecular function: aspartic-type endopeptidase activity. The coding region runs from base 1 to 1614 and encodes 537 amino acids. Gene Ontology annotation, biological process: proteolysis. The transcript is spliced from 2 exons. NCBI's taxonomy places the organism in Eukaryota, Fungi, Ascomycota, Lecanoromycetes, Lecanorales, Ramalinaceae. The record is from RefSeq and is a predicted model, not a curated record.